AUGAGGCUUAUCAUCUUGGCUAUUGUGUUUCUUCUAGCUCAUAUCGCAGAUGGUGCCUGCGUGCGUCGCAAAGAAUUAAGAUGGAGAAGAUUCGGAGCCUUCUUCUCGUCAUUCUUUCGUAAAUUCCUUAGUAUAGAAAUGAGGACGAAUUUUACUAGCCAAGAUCUAUUGCUUGGCUAUUACGUGCUUCUUCCUACCAGCGACCAAAAGGGUGGAACAAAAUUCCUUGAUCUCGCAUCUCUUUCAUAUUAUGGCGAUUACUGGCCCGUGUUCAUGCGCUUCCGUCAAGUGGGGAGAAUAUUUACUUUCGAGUACCCACUGACCUCGCAACAGUUCAUGGAUGGCUUAUACGAUUGUAAGCUGGAGCUUUAG
Messenger RNA from Ostertagia ostertagi, 372 nucleotides. The record is from the annotation of a GenBank genome assembly. Lineage: Eukaryota; Metazoa; Nematoda; Chromadorea; Rhabditida; Trichostrongylidae.